Xenia sp. Carnegie-2017 is the source of this 2207-nucleotide messenger RNA. RefSeq lists its product as uncharacterized. Lineage: Eukaryota; Metazoa; Cnidaria; Anthozoa; Malacalcyonacea; Xeniidae. The coding region runs from base 19 to 1782 and encodes 587 amino acids. The record is from RefSeq and is a predicted model, not a curated record. The transcript has 10 exons.
AACUCAGAUAGGUUUGUAAUGUUCCCUCAUUUUAUUGAUUUAACUGUUGACAAUGAUGAUGAUUCUACUACCAUCAAUAAUAACUCAGAUAGGUUUGUAAUGCUCCCUCAUUUUAUUGAUUUAACUGUUGACGAUGAUGAUGAUUCUACUACCAUCAAUAAUAAUUCAGAUAGGUUUGUAAUGCUCCCUCAUUUUAUUGAUUUAACUGUUGACAAUGAUGACGGUUCUACUACCAUCAAUAAUAACUCAGAUUGGUUUAUAAUGCUGCCUCAUUUUAUUGAUUUAACUGUUGACAAUGAUGAUGAUUCUACUACCAUCAAUAAUAACUCAGAUAGGUUUGUAAUGCUCCCUCAUUUUAUUGAUUUAACUGUUGACAAUGAUGAUGAUUCUACUACCAUCAAUAAUAAUUCAGAUAGGUUUGUAAUGCUCCCUCAUUUUAUUGAUUUAACUGUUGACAAUGAUGAUGAUUCUACUACCAACAAUAAUAACUCAGAUAGGUUUGUAAUGCUCCCUCAUUUUAUUGAUUUAACUGUUGACAAUGAUGAUGAUUCUACAACCAACAAUAAUAACUCAGAUAGGUUUGUAAUGUUCCCUCAUUUUAUUGAUUUAACUGUUGACAAUGAUGAUGAUUCUACUGCCAACAAUAAUAACUCAGAUAGGUUUGUAAUGCUCCCUCAUUUUAUUGAUUUAACUGUUGACAAUGAUGAUGAUUCUACAACCAACAAUAAUAACUCAGAUAGUUUGUAUAUCGCUCUGGAAAGUCCGUACUAUACUGAAAUGAUGCGCAGUCACUACUUACCCGAGCAAAGACUGCGCAUCAGACGAACAUUACGUUCACGUACGGGAUCGCAUCACUCCAGACAACAAAUUGAAGACAGUGACCACCAAUCCGGAAGACAUCAAGCGUCAUCAUCAAACAUCAAUCACCGUCAAGCAUUUGACUCGACGAUACUUGUUGAUGACGAUGAUAAUGUUAGUCCGCAUGAUAACGUAACUCGUCCUAGCUGCAGUGUUGUGAAUAAUCCCUGUUCAAUUUCAUCAAGUUUAACUUCAUCUUUAAAUCACAACGAUAGACAUCAAAUAGCAUCAAAUAAUGGUUAUCCCUCACAGGAUGUCAGUCAAAUUGAGUAUGACAGACGUGGAAAUCGGAGUAUAUUUGCCACAACCUGUCGGACGAUACUACGAAAUAAUCGUCGUUUACGUGAAUCAGAUUGUCUCGAACGAAUACCGUCUUUUUCUAGUUCCUCAGCCGAUUAUCUCCCUAGAACUAUACAUACUCGUGGAAGUCACGAGAACAAUGCGAGCACACCUCGUGACAGCCUUCCCCGGUCGGACUCCAAUAGAGUUGAAAAUAACUCCGUGCGUCUAAACAUUCGGACGUCAUCUCAAAUGGAGAGAAAUUACCGACCAUAUGAUUUUCCUGAAUUUAUGCUACCCGCCUUAUUGUCUUGGUUUCCCGAAUCAAGCGCUCGUCAUUUUCCUAACAUGGAUGAAGAUCGAGAAGAUUAUGAGGCGCUGUGGACUUUAACAGAGAGACUAGGACAGGUUAAACCACGAGGCUUAUCAAAAGCAGAAAUGGAGGAUAUUCCAGCAUUUCGUUACGGUACUGCAUCAAAAGAUUCAUCUAAUCGUUCCUGUGUCAUUUGUAUGAUGAACUAUAGCAACCGAGAAAAAUUACGUCGCUUACCGUGUAGUCACGAUUUUCAUGCGAAGUGUAUCGAUCGCUGGCUCAAGAACAACCGGUCUUGUCCUAUUUGCCGUAAGAAUGUUACGGAGAAAUAGAGAAGAGAUUUGCACUCUAUCUUUAAUUACUACGCGUCGCAAUUGCUGUAUAAUCCAACAGUCUGUAGAAAAAAAUAUAUACAAACAAUUAAAAACUUCGCGUUUUUUACGAAUAAACACUUAUAUUACUUACAAAUUCUAAAAAAACGUCGACCUUACGAAAUACUUGAAAUUAUGAUGUAAUUGAAGAGCAUGCAGUGAGUUUGACAGCAAAUAUUGCGUUGGGAGACUGGUGAGGACUCUAUCAUUCUUAUCCUUCAUUUUAAAUACCUAAUAUGUAACUUGCAUGGUAAGAUUGGAGAGCAUUUGACGUAGUUAUCUAUCGAAGAAAACGAGUGUAAUUUUCGUAUUAUUAUGCAUGUGAAUUAAUGAAUAUAGUAUAUAGUUGAUAAUAAAACUAAUCAUAUGUUUUGGGUUCAACUAAA